Effrenium voratum is the source of this 2638-nucleotide messenger RNA. NCBI's taxonomy places the organism in Eukaryota, Dinophyceae, Suessiales, Symbiodiniaceae. The record is from the annotation of a GenBank genome assembly.
AGCCUCACAGGGAGUCCGAGUCUCUUCAGAUGGCGGAAGUUGCCAUGGACAAAGAAGCCUUCGCGGAUUUUCUGGAUGCUUCGUGGGAGGAUUUUCGGCAACACAUUUUGGACGCCAUCCCGGAAUCUGCCCCAUCCCCAACCUUCACCUCCAGCGGGGCAUUCACCUCCAGCGGUGGCGCUGUCCACACUCGCAGGCAUGCCAGCAAGGCAAAGAUGGGUACAAACGGUGGCGGCAGGGUGAACGGCAAGCAUGGUGAUGAUGAUGAUGAUGAUGAUGAGACUGGCUGCGUCAUUACCGACCUCAACGGCAACGACCUUUUGGAACUCAGGAAUUUCAAUGACCACUCCGUUGACAGCACGGGCAGCAAAGAUUCAUGCGCCUCCGCCACCUCCGCAGCCAGUAAUGGCUCCAUGUGGGUUGCGCAGCGAGACUCGCAACACGUCUUGACCAGUGCGCUGGCGGAGAAGUCUGCCGAGGAGAUUCGGUCAGUUCGAAAUCGUCUGCGCUUGCGCUUGGGGACUGUGUCCUCCAAUACGCUUGUGACUGGCAAGUCUCUGCUCGAUGCAGUUCAAGCCCUUGGAUUGACCAAAUAUUCGGAAGAAGAUGUGAAUGCUAUGCUGAACCAGCUCGCAGACUUCAUUGGAUUGUACUUCGAGGCUAAGGACUCGGAGAAACGCACCAGCCGGUCCUACGGCCUCUUCAAGUUCACCCACGACGCGGCGGACUUUGGGAAGCCCCACUGGGCCUGGCCUGGCAGGGAGGUCAAGGAGAUGACUCGCAGGAGCUUCACCACUAGCCUCGCGGAGGUCUCGCAAAGCGUUCACAAGUGCAAUUACAACUGCGCGCCGUCGAAAGCCGUGGUGGAUGUCUUCUUGGCGGAGGAAACUGAGGUGUUCAAGAAGAUCUUCAGCCCGCGGAUACUGAAGCAGUUCGUUGCCAUGCGGGAGAUUUUGUUGGCGGGGGACACCAACCGCCUGGUCGCGGAGCUCACCUUUGUGAGGAUCAAUGACUUGGCAGCGCCCCCGGAGCCCGUUCAUCCCUUGACUUACUUGGAGCCCUUUAUUGCGAUACUCAUCGUGGGCAACGGCGUCAUGAUUGGAUUCCAGACUGACCCCAACUAUGCUGAUUGGAACGGCUGGAUUUUCAUCGAGCUGUUCUUCGGGGCAUUCUUGGUGUUAGAAAUUAUGGCUCGCAUGCACCUGCUACGAUGCUGGCCAUACUGGUGUGGUCCGGAGAAGCUCUGGAAUUGGUUUGAUCUUUUCUUAGCAUGCACGAGCCUCACCGAUCUCGGCUUGCUGCUAGCAGCGGGCAACGACAAGACCGAAGCCAGCGGCACAUCCCUGUUACGGUUCUUCAGGCUGAUCCGAUUGGUGCGCAUCGUGAAGGUUUUUCGCAUCAAGUUUAUGAGGGAUCUUCGCCUGAUGGUGAAAGGACUGGUCGCGGGGAUCCGCACGCUAGUGCUGGCCUUCAUGCUGCUCUUCACAGUGUUGUAUGUGAUCUCUGGGUUCGCAGCCAUGAGCAUUGGCUCCUCCCCAGAGACGGUAGAAUUGGGCCUCCAGCCCUACUUCGAGACCAUCCCGGCUUCAAUGUUUACAGCCUUCCGCUGCUUCACCGGUGAAUGUGUCAACGACGCCGGGCAGCCCAUCCACUCGUUGCUUGCGGCAGAGUUUGGGCUUCCGUUUAUCGCCGGCUAUGUGGCCAGCUACAUGCUGGUGUCCAUGGGAAUCUUCAACGUGAUUUUGGCGGUCUAUGUGGAUAUCACUAUGAAGGCCGCUAAGGAGAACGACAGCCUCAACGCCGAGCAGUACUCCCGGGAGUCUAUCAGGAUAGCACGCAUCACCAGGGAAUUGGUCAAGAAAUUCUCGAUGGCCUAUCACAUGUUUCACGAGGAGGCCGAGGGAGAAAAAGCGGAGGAGAGCCGCGCCAAACUCCUUGCAAGCCUGGGCGGGGCAGCGUGGUACGCAGAGGACGGCAUGCAGGACAAGAUUGCCAUCACCAAGGACCUGUUUCUGCUGAUCAUUCAAGAUCACGCUGUGCAGGGUCUGAUGGAUGAUCUUGACCUGCCUCCGGAUCGGGCGAAUCUCUUUGAGAUCAUCGAUGCGGACGGCUCCGGCACGCUCCAAAUCACGGAGCUGUUGCAUGGGCUUCUCAAAAUCCGGGGGGAGAUCAACAAGAGCGACGCUGUGGCCUCCCUCUUGGCCACCCGUGCAGUGCAGACCAUGGUGGCUGUUCUCCAGGAGGAGAGCGCUAUGCAGCUGGAGAAGACCAAGGAGUUGUCAGAGUCAGUUUCCGAGCUCCGGCUGCAGAUGGCCGGCUUGGCCGAGCAGCGAAGCAAACCCACGAGAAGUUCUAUCAGGUUAUCAUUUGUCUCACAGAAAGCGAGCCGAGCGGCAAGGGAGGCGGCGCCGUUGAGUCGCUUGAAGCUUCCAGCAAGGCCCGACCUGCCGGAAAUGGAGGAUGCGCCGCCAAACCCAUCGUAGGACUCGAAUCCGUUGGCCAGUAGGCUGCUUUUUAAGCUGAAUCGCCCAAACGGGCUCGGCAAAAAUCGCCUGGGAGAUGUUAUCCCUUUCUACGCAAUAUGAUUUGCGGCCCAGAUUGUCUCAAGUUUACCGCUUGCAACGUUCUGAAUCGUAAC